Molecule: messenger RNA, 2470 nt
Organism: Labrus bergylta (ballan wrasse)
Lineage: Eukaryota; Metazoa; Chordata; Actinopteri; Labriformes; Labridae
Product: circularly permutated Ras protein 1
Biological process (GO): endoplasmic reticulum to Golgi vesicle-mediated transport; intracellular protein transport; COPII-coated vesicle cargo loading
Cellular component (GO): endoplasmic reticulum exit site; COPII vesicle coat
Molecular function (GO): SNARE binding; zinc ion binding
Source: RefSeq, a predicted model, not a curated record
UUUUCAGACUUUGAACACGCCUACACAUUCACAGAUGAGCAACCCGCUGCGGUACGAACACUUACUUUCAGUUUUAGCUGCACAGCUGUACACAGAGAGCACGGAGAAGAUGGAGUUUGCCUGCAGUCAUGUAGUGUGUCAUUGGAGGCCUGAUGGAGAAGUUCCUCCUCCGCUGCCUCCUCGUCGCCUCAGAAAACCUCGUCCUACAUCUCUGCCCCUCCCCCCUCUCCCCUCCUUUCAUCCUUCACCUGGUCCUCCCUCCCUCCCUCCUCCUCCUCCUGUCCCACCCAGAGGCGACAAGCAGGAAGGAGAGAGCAAGCUGACGGCCAACGUCAACGUCAUCUCUCUCAGCAUUGGAAAAAUGGUCGACAUCAGCCAAGCCUCAGGCCUGGAGUGUUUCCAGAGCCCAGUGAUUUGUGGAAAAUGUAGUGCUGCCUUAUCAUGUCUGAGUUCUAUUCAGAGGAAUGUUUGGGUGUGUGAGUUCUGUGGACGUGCCAACAACGUAACCAACAGUGAGAAAGCGUGUGUCGGUCAGCGCGCAGGUGUGCACAGUGAUGACAUCUACCUCCAGUCAAGCGACGAUGACUACCAGAACCUGGAAGACACACUGGUGGUGUUUUGCGUGGACAUUUCUGGCAGCAUGAGUGUCACGACAGAGGUUACAACAAGCAGUGGAACAGCACACAUAUCCAGACUACAGAGCAUGCAAGAUGCCCUCCAGCGGGCUCUAACAUCCCUGCUGCAGCAGUCCCCCCACAGGAGAGUGGCCCUGGUCACGUUCAACGAUGAUGUUGUAAUAUACGGUGAUGGUACUAGCACUCCUCUCGCUCUCAAUGAUUGGGCAUUGGUUGACUACGACCAUAUAUGGCAACAGAGUGUGGCUUAUAGCAUCCCGCAUUGUAUUGCUGAGACCUACGACCAACUCAUGCAGAGAGUCAAGGACCUCAGCGAAAAUGGGGCUACGUGUCUUGGCCCUGCCGUGUUAGCCUCGGUGGCUAUGGCAUCAAGAUACCCUGGAUCAAAGGUGAUUUUGUGUACUGACGGCAAAGCCAACAUUGGACUGGGUGAAAUGGAGCAAUCGCCCUCCCUGUCCUCCUCUUCCAUUCAUUCAUAUUUUUACAGAAAACUGUCUCUACAGGCUGCUGGUAGUGGAGUCAUUAUAUCAGUGAUGACUUUUGAAGGUACAGAUUGUCGCUUGGCUGACAUUGGGAGACUUGCAGACACUACUGGAGGAAGGGUGAAUAUGGUGAGCGUCGGUACUGUUGCAACUGAGAUCCAGUCAGCCUCGAAUGACAAUGUUGUUGUAACAGGAGUCAUGGCAACCCUACUCGCUCCUGAUGGGAUGUACUUUCCAUAUGAGGAUGAAAACAAUCACAAAGUAGUGAGAGAUAUAGGGAAUGUGACUAAGGGACUAGAGAUCACCAUUCAGUUUGCUGUAAAACCAGAGUUAAUGGAGGUUUUUCUACAGAAGAGCACUCUUCCAUUCCAAGUCCAGCUGAGCUUCAAGACCAGAGAUCAACAACAAGUCACUCGCAUCAUCACAGAGCAGCGACCGGUUACUACUUUUAGUCGGAUCCAGGCUGGUAACCUCAACACUGCAGUGCUUGGUGUCCAUUGUGCUCAACUCUGUGCCAGACUAACCAUGGAUGGCCGAGUGCAGGAAGCACAGAGGCAACUUAAAGCACAUCAAGUCUUGAUCAAUCAGAUCAGUAAGCAGAGGCCAAUCGAACAGGAGGAGAAUAUCUACAGCAACUGGAUGGACACCAUGACAGUCAUCUGUGAUGACAUCACAACAGAAUCUCAGACUCUUUCUGAUGAAGCAGCUAACGUAAUGUACCAGAUGAAGAGAGCAAGCAGUGCAAACAACGUUACAAGUGAGAUCCAGAAGAACACUAUGAAGAAGAAAAAGAAGGCCCUGAUGGAAUGAAUGUGCAGACAUUAUAAAUCCAUCCUUAGUCAAGUAGUUUUUGAACUUAAAGGCAGGGUUGGUCAUUUUCCUCCAGAUACACUUUUUAAGAUUUUGGUUGAAAUUGUCUUUAGGUCCUGACAGAAAUUAAUAACUCAUGUGCUCUGAAAAGGGAACAAAGAAGAUCCAUCAUCUGUAUCAGUUGUAAGCCUGUAAAAACUUCGACCAAUGUCUGCCACGAGGUACCAAACUGACGAACCAAUCACGCCUGCCUGCUCGUUCUUUACCUCAUUAAUGCACAAGCCCACACUCAAAGCAUGAGCUGAGGUCCGCUUCUGGACCAACGGCGCUUGUGCAUACAGGUAAGUGAGGGGGCGUGGCUUUUGAGGGAGCACAGAGAGGAUGGGGUGGGUGCAGACAGAGCACUGAGGGAAUGCAACUUUCAAAAUCAUGCUAGUUUUUUAAAUGACCAACCCUGUCUUUAACUUAUCAAAAUUGGACCAACCACAAUUUUGUCGGAGUCCUUUUUUUUAACUGUAUGAUUAAAAUGAACUGACACCAAGA